CUACCAGGUGGCUCAUGAACCGAGGUUUCGCUGACGAGGAGGUGCGAAAGUCGAUAGUGUUUUACCGAGGGCGAACAACGGACAUCGGUAACGAGCUGAAGGAGAUCCGUCAGUCGCUGCAGGGCCGGCACAACCUCAACAUCGCCAGACAGAUCCACCUCAUCUUCACCGACUGGGACGUGGGCAAGCCCUGCCUGCUGAUGUUCAUCCAGUUUACGUUCGAGACCUUCUGCGGCGGCGUGGUGCUCACGCAGUUCGCGCAGAGCGUGUUCCAGCAGGCCGUCCAGUCGCUGUCACCAAUCAACUGCACACAGAUCCUGGCCGCACUCCAGAUGGCGGCAAUAGCCGGUUCCGGCUAUCUCCUGCAGCUGUUCGGUAGAAAGACGAUCCUAAUUGGCGCAGCCGUGCUCACCUGUUCUGCACAGCUAGUGGUAGCCGCAUUUUUCCAAUUCGAGGACACUCUGGGCUCCCAGCAGUGGCUGGUGGUGGUCGGUAUCGUGGUGGCCAAUGCCGCCAGUAACGGAGGCAUCUCGCAGCUCUCGCACCUCUUCCUUGGCGAGCUGCUGCCCACGAGGGUUCGUCAGAUGGUCGGCAGCGCCGUGUCCCUCUACAUGGGGGCGCUCAGCGCCGUCUUCAUCCACCUCUUCCCCGUGUUGACCUCCGCGGUGGGAUCGGCGGGGCUCUUCGCCGUGCUGGCCGCUGUGAACGUGCUGCAGGUGACGUUUGCGUACUUCUGCCUGCCCGAGACCAGAGGUUUGAGUCUGGAGGAGGUUCAGGUGCGACAUUUCAGCAGCAAAAAGAAGAUGGAAGCUGAAAAGGCGAUUGAACAGAGAGAGCAGGAAGUGCCAAGCAUAGAGAUAAUCACAGGUGACAGCUUGGGUGGCCUAAGGAACGGAAUGAAGACACCAAGUAACGUGAACACGACGAAUGAUAGCCACAGCGGCAACAAUGAGAACCCGAAGGCAGACGAGAAGCAACACAAAGGCACGCUAAACGCAGCUUAUGAAGAUACUGAGCAAGGACUUAGACGACGGAAAACUAGCGACCGGUCCGAGUCCGAAUGCUACAGCAGCGACUGUAACAGUCAGCGAAAGGCAUCAACGACGACUUUGGAAACACCGACAGAUAAAGAAAUGAGCUUCAGUCAAAUACCGCUGGAGGACGAUACACCACAUGAGCAGCCAGCUGCGACGGUGGAGGAGAGCGAUCACGUGUAAUUGAGUUUGACAAGCUGCGUUGCAUGAUGUAUUGCCAAGUGACUACCUUAUACAACUUUGUAAAUAUCGUUCCUGGAUCCCAGAGAGUAUGUGUGACCUCUGUUUGGGAUCAAACGGAAGCAGAUUUAUAUAGCGUCGGAGCAUCCCCGCAUUGAUAUGCGGAAAACAGAGAAUAAAUCGCAAAUAAGUAGCCGUAAUGAGACGAGGAGUGACGCAGCUGCAUCGUCAUGUGUACAUACAUGCGUACGUACAAGGUGAGCUUAAACUUGUAUUAUUGUCCAUGGAGUCGCGGCGCGUGUGACAAAUAAAUGCAAUGUGAUCUGUUGAGGCAAACUGCGUCAUUUCAUUCCAAUAAUGCACGACUCGAAAUACAAAAUGAACGGAAGAUUA
This is a messenger RNA of Amphibalanus amphitrite, 1607 nucleotides long. Its product is annotated as facilitated trehalose transporter Tret1-2 homolog. The transcript has 4 exons. Lineage: Eukaryota; Metazoa; Arthropoda; Thecostraca; Balanomorpha; Balanidae. The record is from RefSeq and is a predicted model, not a curated record. Gene Ontology annotation, cellular component: membrane. Bases 15 to 1217 code for a protein of 400 amino acids. Gene Ontology annotation, molecular function: transmembrane transporter activity. Gene Ontology annotation, biological process: transmembrane transport.